Messenger RNA from Botrytis byssoidea, 630 nucleotides. RefSeq lists its product as uncharacterized. The record is from RefSeq and is a predicted model, not a curated record. Bases 1 to 630 code for a protein of 209 amino acids. The transcript is spliced from 2 exons. NCBI's taxonomy places the organism in Eukaryota, Fungi, Ascomycota, Leotiomycetes, Helotiales, Sclerotiniaceae.
AUGGCUUCCAACAAUGACGACCAUGAAUCAGUUGCCGAUUCUGAUUCCAAUGCCCCUACCAUCCACACACCCACUUCUACAACUCACACAUCUCCUUCUAUCAUACACACGCCUCCUUCUACCAUCUAUACCCCCCCUUCUACCACCAUUGGCGACGAUAUCCGCGAGGACCAAGGCAAUCAACCCCCUCACCACUUAAGCUCAGUUCCACAGCCUAAUUCUACCUACCUAAUCCGCGCCUCCUCAUCUGGGAGACUCCUGACUUUGGACUCUGGGCGCGUUAUCUUAGCCAAGCCAGGCGAUAACCGUGGCUCUAGCAUCCACUGGAAAUGCACCGAGACCAAAGGAUGGCUCCGUUUUCAGAAUGCCGCUUCUGGUUGCUUUCUCGGCCAUAAUUUCUGGUGCAACAUAUAUUGUGCUGUAACAUGGGCCAGUGGAUGGGAGAGAUUCAGUGUAAAGCCUACACCAAAAGGUGGAUGUUAUUUGAUGAUGCCGCAUUGGUCAAGGCUAUGCAAAAUUGGGAUGAAGGGGGAUUAUCUGGCAAAGCUAGGGGACGAGGAAUAUGGAGAACCCAGAAAAAUUGGAGAGGGAGAGGGACAGAUAAUUGUCUGGGACUUUAUCAAGGUUUAG